Priapulus caudatus is the source of this 3924-nucleotide messenger RNA. Its product is annotated as zinc finger E-box-binding homeobox 1-like. The record is from RefSeq and is a predicted model, not a curated record. Gene Ontology annotation, molecular function: RNA polymerase II cis-regulatory region sequence-specific DNA binding; DNA-binding transcription factor activity, RNA polymerase II-specific. NCBI's taxonomy places the organism in Eukaryota, Metazoa, Priapulida, Priapulimorpha, Priapulimorphida, Priapulidae. Gene Ontology annotation, biological process: regulation of transcription by RNA polymerase II; anatomical structure development. The transcript has 6 exons. Bases 665 to 3706 code for a protein of 1013 amino acids.
UAGAAAGAGAGGGGGACAGGAAAAGAACAGGAGGAGAAGGAGAAGGAGGAGGCCACCGGUGUGUACGGUGGGGGAGAGAAGCGCGACAUUCCCCGAGCAAUAGAAUAAGUGGCUGUGAUAAUUUACUGUGGCAUUAUUGAUGAACGACAGUAAAAACACGACGUGUAAUUCAAGCAAUAAGAAACAACUUAGCGGACCAAGUUUGUCGAUAGACGAAUGAAAUAUUUUUUCUGUGAUAGCGCAUUUACUGUAGAAAAACCGAGAGCGAGCGAGAAAGAGAGUAUUCCCUUAUUGUCAUCCCGUGCGUGGAAGAUUCCUUUUAUUUACAACCUAUAGCAAUAUAUGGACAGGCGUGGCAUCGUCAGGAGGCACACAUAGCCCGCGAUCAGCGGAAGUAAAUAUUGAUAUUUUUGUCUGGGCAUCUUGCGAGAUUCGUGGCGACGCAGCUGUGAAACCACGUGUUUACUACGAGGGAAGCAUGCGUGCGGCGUGAGACUGACUGUGAAAUUUCUCCCCGCCCCCUCGUGUCUACUACCGACCCGAGACUCUCUACUACAAGGGGCUCCGUGCGACGGUGAUAUUUUUCUCGCCAAGCGAGAGAAAAAAACAACUGUAAAUCUGUCGAACGUCGUCGUGUGCACUUAGUUAGAUCGAUCGACGUGGAAUGAUGAUGCCGAACAUGAUGCUAAACGAUCUGAUGUGGAGAUCGGUAAUGUGGUACUACUAUCACCGCAUGACAGAUGGCAUUCCGAAGGUUGACGAGUACAUGCUGUCGUGUCCCUACUGCGACAAGAACUUCCCGCACGUGUACGCGCUGCGCGAACACAUGCACGCCGCCCACACGAGCCACGAGGGCACCGCCGCCGCCGCCGCCGCCGCCGCAGCCGCUGCCGCCGCCGCCGGCUUCGUCUGCCACAAGUGCGACACGACCUUCCUGUCGAAGUCUCAGCUGGACCAGCACCUGGCGCUGCACUCGCCGACGCAGCAGUCGUGCCGCGUGUGCCGCAAGACGUUCGCCAACGUCUACCGGCUGCAGCGGCACAUGAUCUCACACGAUGACAACCAGGUGCUACGCAAGUUCAAGUGUCCUGAGUGCGGCAAGGCGUUCAAGUUCAAGCACCACCUGAAGGAGCACAUCCGCAUCCACACGGGCGAGAAGCCGUUCGAGUGCCCCAACUGCCACAAGCACUUCUCGCACUCCGGCUCCUACAGCUCGCACAUGACCAGCAAGAAGUGCCUCGUCGUAAACAUGAAGACGCGCGGCGGGGGAGGCGGUGGCGGCGGUGGCGGCGGUGGCGCGGCGGGGGUAGGCAGCGCGGGGAAGACGCGCGGACGGAAGCCGUGCGACGGCGUUGCCGCGGCGAUGGUCGCGCCCGCCGCGCUCAUCCCGCCCAUGCAGCGCGCGCAGGGGGCGCUGCAGGCGGUAGGGCCGGCGUCGGCGUACGCGCCCAACCCGUACCUGUUUGCUCAGCAGUUUGUGUCACCGCUGUACGCAGCCGGCGGCCUCCCCGCGGGUCUCGCCACCUCCCUUGCCGCGCCCGUCCUCUCCCUCCCCACCGCCGCCGACCCCAAUGUGACCCGCCGCGGCGGAGCGUCACCGAUGUUCCCAGCCACCGACGCCGUCACGUCGAGUUCUGAGCGGCCGGCGGGCGAUGCACCAGCGGCGGCGAGGGAGCUGGGCGAGGAGACGCCCGCUGGCGAGCUGAAACUGAAAGAGGAGCAGAGCGACGACACGGCGGUGACGGAGGCGGUGACGGCGGCUCUGCCGGUUGUCAAGAUGGAGGAGGGCGAGGGGCCCGGCGGUCAGCAGCCGGCGGGCGAUCUCACGGCGGUCAAGAAGAUCCUGGAGGUGGUCAACGCGACGGUCAGCAAGCAGAAGGAGCAGGAGAGCGAGCUGCUCAUGCGGCUCAAGAGCGGAAUCAGUCCCGAGGUGCAGCUUGACCGGCGGCCCGCCGAGCAGAACGGCGACGUCGACGACGACGACCGCCAGGAGGCGCCCGCGACCGCGGAGGAAGGCGGCGGCGGGGUGCAGGGCGGCAGCUGCUACAGGUGCUACUUCUGCGGCGAGGUGUUCUCGAACCGCAUCGACCAGCACCAGCACGAGCGCUACCUCUGCCGGCUCAACAAGGACGUGCAGCUCGCGACGAUCCACUCGUCGCACCACCACGUCGUCGCCGCGGCGACCGCCUCGCAGCGCUACCGCCGCCCGAUCCUCUCCGAGUCGGACGGCAACGCGGACAGCGCGACGACGGAGAGCGAGGACGGCGGCUCGGUGGGCGACGUCGCGGACGACGCGAGCGGCGGCGGGGGCGCCGACGACACGAGGAACCGCAUGCGCUCGUUCAUCAACGAGGAGCAGCUGAAGGUGCUGCGCGCCUACUACGAGGUCAACCCGCGGCCGCGCAAGUUCGAGCUGAUCCGCGUCGGCCAGGAGAUCGGCUUUCCGAAGCGCGUCGUGCAGGUCUGGUUCCAGAACAUGCGCGCGCGCGACCGCAAGAAGGGCCGAGCGAUCCCGUCGUCGGGCGUCGCCGCGCUGCAGCAGCAGCAGACGAAGCAGGCCAUUGCUGCGGCGCCGCGUCCCUCGUCGCCGUUCCCGCCGGCGAUCGCGCCCUACAGUGGCGCCCUCGUACCCUGCUCCGAAUCAUUCCAGCCGCUCUACUACAGCGCGUCGGUCGGCGCAUCGCCACAGUUCGCCCACCAGGGCGGCGUCGCCGUUGCUCCGAAGACGUCGCCGGCGCCACCGUCGUACGCGUCACCGUUCACGCACUCGCUCACGAAGGCCUUCAGCUACCUCUACACGCCGCCGCAGGACACGCCGCUCGACCUCUCGCUGAAGCCGCGGCCGGCGCACGCGGGCCCACGAGGGGGCGCCGCCGCCGACGCGUGCUCGCCGCACGACGAGCCGAACGCCGAGCUGCUCUCCGUGCUCAACCUGAGCCGGCGCUCGGACCGCGACGCGGUCGCCAUGGCGACGCCGACGAGCCGCAGCAUCGAGAACUCGAUCCUCUACCAGUACAUGCACCGCGAGGGCAUGAUCCGCGCGCCGGCGUUCGGCAUCGGCGGAGAGGGGGCGCCGCCGUACGUGGUGACGUCGCCGCGCAGCUCGCCUCACUCGCAGGCGUGCACGCCACCGCCGCCGCUGCCGGCGUCGUCCGUGUCGCCGUCGUCGUGCUCGGACGAGUGCAUCGACGAGAACGCGAACCCUGACCUUGACAAGGACGCGGACAGCAUGGACGAGGACGGGUCGCUCGGCAAGCGCAUGCGCAAGAAGACGUGGCGCCAGGUACAGGUGGAGGCGGACGAGGUCGGCUCGCUGGAGGGGGAGGACAUGGAGAGCCUGAGCAAGCGGCGCAAGUCGUGGAAGCAGCACAAGAUCGAGGCGGAGAGCGGCGACGGCAUGCUGUACGGCUGCGACCAGUGCCACAAGGUGUUCAACAAGCAGAGCAGCCUCGCGCGCCACAAGUACGAGCACUCCGGCGCACGUCCAUACAAGUGCGACAUCUGCGACAAGGCGUUCAAGCACAAGCACCACCUGACCGAGCACAAGCGACUGCACAGCGGCGAGAAGCCAUUCCAGUGCAAGAAGUGCCUGAAACGCUUCAGCCAUUCGGGAUCCUACAGUCAGCACAUGAACCACCGAAAUGGAUGUUUAGGUGCGAGGACGUCGGAUAGCCCCUUCGUGAAUGCGAUGAGCCAGUCUGUGUAGCAGCAAGCUACGGCGACGUGCAGGAGAAGGGAGGGAAGCUGCGGCAGCAGCAGCAGCAGCAUAGCUACUUAUCUCACUCACGCGACCCGCCCCUGCGCCGUGCCAGCAAGCGACGCAUUUUGCCUUCACUCAGCGAGACGUCGCGGGACCCCAAUGACAGAGUAAAGAGAGAGAGAGAGAGAGAGAGAGAGAGAGAGAGAGAGAGAGAGAGAGAGAGA